Messenger RNA from Manduca sexta (tobacco hornworm), 880 nucleotides. RefSeq names its product transcription factor collier-like. Bases 497 to 880 code for a protein of 127 amino acids. Lineage: Eukaryota; Metazoa; Arthropoda; Insecta; Lepidoptera; Sphingidae. Gene Ontology annotation, molecular function: RNA polymerase II cis-regulatory region sequence-specific DNA binding; DNA-binding transcription factor activity, RNA polymerase II-specific. Gene Ontology annotation, biological process: regulation of transcription by RNA polymerase II. The record is from RefSeq and is a predicted model, not a curated record. The transcript has 4 exons.
GCUUGUUAGUGUUCCGCAAAUCCACAGCGGGAUCACCCGCACAACCGGGACACGAUCCCUAAACGCACAUACGAUAACACAGAGCCGCCUACAGGGUCGCUACGAUACAAACAGUUUCGCAAUUCACCAAAUGGUUUUUUAACGAAGCUAUUUUUGAAUUUAGUUCUUUUAUUAAAAGUGUAAUCUUCGUGUCGUAUUUUUAUGAUGUUGCGGAUUUUGUUCGGGUUUUAAAUUUGAAUAGUAGAAUUGUAUUUGUGCGGUCCGCGUUUGAAUUUGGAAGGCGAUUUUCGGGAAAGUUCGCGAUUUUCCGGGGGUGUUCGUGCGCUCUCGGAGGACUGAUUCGGGGUGCGUGUCGUGAUUCGAGAUUCGGUCGGACGAGUUAAACGCGGCGGCGGGCGGGUACACGGGCUCGCCGUGGCCGCCGCUGGAGCUCGACCCCGUGGGAUGGGGACGGAAACUGUAUCCAUCGGGAGCGCCCAGGUCAUCAGGCGGACUGAUGUUCGGGCUGCACCAUCAGGAGGCUGCGGGCGGCCUCCACGCACAGCCGCGAGGGCCCGUCACCUCACUCAAGGAGGAACCUCUCACCAGGGCCUGGAUGACACCAAGCUCGUUAGUUGACAAUACGAAUAGCGUGGGUGUCGGCCGGGCUCAUUUCGAGAAGCAACCGCCGAGUAACCUGCGCAAGAGCAACUUCUUCCACUUCGUGGUUGCUUUGUAUGACCGCGCCGGUCAACCGGUCGAAAUCGAACGAACUGCCUUCAUCGGAUUCAUUGAAAAAGAUCAGGAACCUGAAGGUCAGAAGACAAACAACGGCAUCCAAUAUAGACUGCAAUUACUUUAUGCAAAUGGUGAGUUCGUUCAAUUUGUUUCUUUGUUUUAA